GUGUUCUAGUCAGUGUUCACAUAAUUAUUUUUAAAUAUGGCUAUUAGGCGAUUAUCAUUAACAGAAUUGGCAAUGGUUGCAAUUAUUUUGGACGAGGAAGAGGAAAAUAGAGGAACUCAGAGGCGCUAUUGGAUUCACGAAUCUCUAAGAAAACGGAAAACUGAGGGGGAGUAUUGGACAUUAUAUAGGCACCUAAUGGAUGAUGAAGAAAAGUUUUUUUCGUAUUUCCGUAUGACGUCAUUCCAGUUUAAUGAAUUGUUGAGAAAAAUUGAAAAACAUAUAACUAAGAGAAACACUCAAUUGAGAGACAGUCUGUCACCUAAAGAAAAGCUAGCUGUUUGUCUAAGGUACUUGGCAACUGGUGACUCAUUUAGAACAAUUGCUUUCAGCUAUAGAAUGGGGGUCAGUUCUGUGAGACGUUCAGUUUUUGAAGUUUCUAACGCUAUAAUAAACAACAUGUUGAGUGAAAUGAUUCCAACACCCACUACAGAGCAAUGGGAAAAAAACAUUGAAGAGUUUUGGUCCAAGUGGAACUUUCCUAAUUGCCUAGGUUCAAUUGAUGGAAAGCAUAUUGUAAUUGUAGCACCUCCAAACAGUGGUUCCCUAUAUUUUAAUUACAAAAAAUCAUUCUCCAUUGUACUUAUGGCUUUAGUUGAUGCUAAUUAUAAUUUUAUAGCUGUAAACGUCGGUGCUUUCGGAAAAGACAGUGAUGGUGGUAUUUUAUCUAAAUCGAAACUGGGGCAAGCUAUAUUAAAUAAUAAGUUAAAUAUUCCUGCUAGCAAAAACUUUCCAGGAACGAAUGUAAGUGCACCUUGCGUUAUAUUAGGUGACGAAGCCUUUCCUUUGAAAAAUUAUCUAUUAAGACCUUAUCCAUCACAACAGACCAUAGCUGAUGUCAAGAAACGUCACUUUAACUAUCGCCUUUGCCGAGCAAGGCGUGUAGUUGAAAAUGCUUUUGGGAUUUUAAGUCAAAAAUUUCGCAUUUAUAAUAGACGCAUGCACUUGAGACCAGAAUAUGCUGAAAAAAUUGUUUUAACCACUUGCAUUUUGUAUAACUACAUAAGACGCGGAGUAAUUGAAACGGAAACUGCGACUAGUAUGCAGUUUCUUCCUAUGCAGAAUCUACGACAUCAAGGAGGCAAUGCAGUUGCUUCCGCUUUUGAAGUACGCAGUCAAUUCGCGAAUUUCUUCCAAACUGUUGAAGGUCAAAUCGACUGGGCUUAACAUAACAUAACAAACUUCAACAAAACAUAACAAAAAAAUAAGAUAAAAUGUACUUAUUAAAUCAAACAUAAAAAGUAUGACUUUGUCAAAGAUUUAACGAUAAUUUGUACUGUAAUUGGUUAUUGAAAAAUCAACUUUGUAGUAUAAUAGGCAUAAUUAUAUGAUUUUUUUUAGAUGCAAACAAUUUAUGUUUAUGUCUCUCGUAUGUGGUUUUGUGUUAAUAUUUAUUGUCUCGUUUUGUAAAACAAGACAAUACUGUAAAAAUUGUAUUGUUUUCUACAACACUGUGGAAUCUGACUUCUAAAAAUAUGACUUUGUGAAAAAUUUAAUAUAUUUGUUUGCAAAAUGCUGUUAUUAUUAUUAAUGGAUGUGAAAAUGUCAAAAGGAAUAGCUUUACAAAUGAAAAUAAAGUAAUAAAGUUACUACUUACCAGGUUGUUUCAUCUGAUCUUCUAUAUCCUUCCAUGCUACAU
Messenger RNA from Nilaparvata lugens (brown planthopper), 1696 nucleotides. RefSeq names its product protein ALP1-like. The coding region runs from base 37 to 1224 and encodes 395 amino acids. NCBI's taxonomy places the organism in Eukaryota, Metazoa, Arthropoda, Insecta, Hemiptera, Delphacidae. The record is from RefSeq and is a predicted model, not a curated record. The transcript has 2 exons.